GGAAGAUUUGAGGAAGCUCCUCUGUUAAAAGGGUGGAGAGAUAAAACCUUCCCACAACAACCCAAAAUUUUCUGAGUGUCUUGUAAUUUGAGACUAACAACCAGAUUGCUCCCAAGAAUGGCUUCUUCAGGCACCUCUUCUUUUCAAUGGAGAUGGGAUGUUUUUUUGAGCUUUAGAGGGGAAGACACCCGUUUCAAUUUUACGGAUCAUCUUUGCAGGGAGUUGAUGCGGAGGGGUGUUCGCACCUUCAGAGAUGAUGAAGGACUUGAAAGAGGAGGAGAGAUUCAACCUUCACUCUUGAAAGCUAUUGAAGAUUCAAUGAUUUCUGUGGUCGUUUUUUCGGAAAACUAUGCUCAUUCAAAAUGGUGCUUGGAUGAGCUUGAUAAGAUCAUGCAGUGCAGCAGAGAAAAGGGCCAAAAAGUUCUACCAAUUUUCUACCAUGUGGAUCCGUCUGAUGUGCGGAAACAAACGGGAAGUUUUGGAGAAGUAUUUGCAAGAUACGGAAACGCCACUGAGGAGAGGGUGCCGAGAUGGAGGGCGGCACUGAGCCAAGCCGGCGGUUUGGCUGGAUGGAAUGUGAUGCAUGGGUAUGAAUCUAACAUCAUUCAUCUCAUUACUCAAAACGUUUCCAAUAUGCUGAAGCAUAAACGCUUACAUGUUGAUGAGAACCUCGUCGGAAUGGAUUCCCGUUUGGAAGAAAUGAAUGCACUAUUAAGUAUGGGGUCAAAUGAUGUUUGCAUGAUAGGAAUAUAUGGACUUGGUGGAAUAGGAAAGACCACCCUCGCCAAAGUAAUAUGCAACGAAAUUGCUCAUCAAUUUGAAGAUGCUAUCUUUCUUUCAAAUGUUCGUGAGGUAGUGGAAACCCAUCGAUUGCUUGAAUUACAAAGACAACUUCUAGCAGAUAUCCUAGGGGAAAAAUUUGUACGCAUAAGCAACAUUGAUGAAGGCAUUAGCUUGAUAAAGAAGACGCUCUGCUCUAGAAAGGUUCUUAUCAUUCUCGAUGAUGUUUGUGAUUUGGCUGACUUAGAAGCGUUGGCUGGAAACAAUCAAUGGUUCGGUUCAGGUAGUAGAAUUGUUAUAACAACCAGAGAUAAACAUAUAUUAGAUGCGCAUGGAGUUGAUCAAUUGUAUGAGGUUCGGGGAUUAGAAUCUGAGGAAGCUUUUCAACUGUUUUGUUCCAUUGCGUUCAAGAAAAACCUUCCUGAGGAAGGUUAUUUGAACCUCUCCAACCGUGCAGUAAAUUAUGGCGGAGGAAUACCGUUGGCUCUUAAAGUUUUGGGAUCUAGCCUAUAUGGUAUGACCAUACCUCAAUGGGAAAGUGCUCUGGAUAAGCUACAAAGAAAACCGGCAGUGAAAAUCCAAGAGGUACUUAGAAGAAGUUUCGAUGGACUAGAUCGCACAGAAAAGGAACUGUUCCUUGAUGUUGCAUGCUUCUUCAGAGGGGAUGACGUAAAUUUUGUUGCACGUAUACUUGGUAGUUCUGCACCUAGCGGAAUCAGAGUUCUCAAUGAUAGAUCUCUCAUCAGUAUCUCAGACAACAAGAUAAUGAUGCAUGAUUUGAUAAAACAAAUGGGUUGGGAAAUCGUUCGGGAAGAAUGCCCUACAAGACCUGGCCGAAGAAGUAGAUUGUGGGAUCCAGAGGAUGUCCGUGCUGUGUUGGCACAAAAUACGGGGACUGAGGCAAUUGAAGGGAUAUCCUUUGAUUUGUCGGCAUUAGGAGAAAUACAGUUUACAACUGAAGCUUUUAACAAUAUGAAAGGACUUCGACUCCUCAAGGUCUUCAGGGACGAACUUUUAUCAAAUGAUCCUAACACAGUGCACCUUCCUGAAGAAUUCGAAUUUCCUUCCUAUGAAUUAAGAUAUCUUCAUUGGGAUGGAUGGAGUUUGGAAUCAUUGCCAUCAAAUUUUAAAGGUGAGAACCUGGUUGAACUCAGUUUGAAGCAUAGCAGCUUAAAACACCUUUGGAAAGAGAAGAAGGUAAAGUGUCUUGACAAUUUAAAGGUCAUGGAUCUCAGUCACUCUCCAUACCUGGUUGAAUGUCCGGACUUGUCUGUUGCACCAUCUCUGGAGACACUAAAUCUUGAUGGUUGUACAAGUUUGCAUGAGGUGAACCCAUCCAUUGCUAGGCUGAAAAAUCUUAAAACGUUGAAUUUGGGAAACUGCAAGAUGCUUCACUAUUUUCCCAGAAUCACUGGAUUGGAAUCUCUUGAAGUUCUUAAUCUUUCUGGGUGCUCAAGACUUAAGAAGUUUCCAGACAUGGAAGCCAAUAUGAGGUCUUUAUUGGAGCUUGAUUUGGCAGCCACUCCUAUCGUAAAACUUCCCUCAUCGGUUGGGUAUCUCCGAUGGCUUGUUUUAUUAAAUAUGAAAAGCUGCAAAGACCUUUGGGCCCUUCCUGGCAGAAUUUGUGAUUUGAAAUCCCUCAAAACUCUCAUCCUUUCUGGCUGUUCAAAACUAGAGAGUCUUCCAGAGAACAUGGAAAGUAUGGAACAUUUGGAAAGGCUUCUUUUAGAUAGAACAUCUAUAAGAGAGCUGCCCCAUUCAAUUCUUCAUCUCAAAAGGCUUGUGUUACUGAAUCUUAGAAAAUGCAAAGACCUCAGGAGUCUUCCAAAUAGCAUUUGUGAGUUGAAAUCUCUUGAAACCCUCAUUGUUUCUGGUUGUUCAAAACUCAACAGAUUGCCAGAGGACCUGGGAAUGUUGCAAUGCUUAACGAGUCUUCAAGCUGAUGGAACUGCCAUAACAAAACCACCCAUCACACUUGUUCAUUUGACAGACCUUAGAGAGUUAUCAUUUAGUGGAUGCAAAGGAUCAACAUCUAACUUCUGGAUCUCAUCCCUUACAUUCAGGUUACUGCAUAGAGAAAAUUCAGAUGAUAUUGGUUUGCAGUUGCCUUCUUUGUCAGGUCUACGCUUCAUAGAAAAUUUAGAUCUAAGUGACUGCAAUUUAAUGGAAGGAACAAUCGAUAACAAGCUUUGCCACUUGGACCGUCUGGAAGUAUUAAACCUCAGCAGAAACCAAUUCGUUAGCAUACCUGCAGACAUCAGUAGACUUUCUAAUCUGAGAGUUCUUUUGGUGAGGCAGUGUCAGCGACUUCAAAAAAUUCCGAAGCUUCCACCAAGCAUAAAAUUAUUAGAUGCCUGUGAUUGCCCCUCCCUGAAGUCUUUACCGAUUCCAUCUCCGAUGAUAAUCCCACAACACCAGUUGGUUUCCACUUGGCUUUGUCCUGUAAAAUUCAUGCUAUGGAAUUGCUCCGGACUAUAUCCGGAUGAUGAGGCAAUGGUAUUAGAGAGACUUCAUCAGGUCUCUUUCUCUCUCUCUCUCUCUCAAUGGUAUUAUUAUAUUAACAUUAUAAAAUGCAUGGUGCAGAAACUUUUUCCAGAAAUAGGAUACAGUAUUUUGAUUCCUGGAAGUAGGAUUCCAAAGUGGGCCUGGCAUGAGAAUAUGGGAGCUUCAGUUUCAGCAACCCUGCCUCCAGAUUGGCUUGACUAUAACUUAUUGGGGAUUGCUCUAUGUGGCGUGUUUGCACUUGAGGCGGGCGAAACUAUUCAGCGGCUUGGUGGGAUUUGCUGUAAUUUUGAAUGCAGUGAAGGACCUUAUUUUAGUCAUUCCAUCUCUUGGACACACAGUGGAGACAGAGUUGUUGAGACGGACCACGUGUGGAUGGUGUAUCUACCUCGCACUCAAUUUGUGAAAUCAAAGUCUACCCAUGCCAGUGUGUUCAAGCACAUCAAGGCUUCUUUUAGUCUAUCAGGGGCAUCCCAUGAGGUGAAAAAAAUGUGCGAUCUGUCUUAUAUAGGCCCCAAAUACAAGUGGUAACAAAAGAAAAUUCCUCCCAGCCCCAAAUACCGACAUUGAUUUUAGGGAUAUUCAUGUAUUAAAAAAAAGAGAGAGAGAGAGAGAGAGAGGAGUAAAAGAAGAUCAAUAGUUUUGGUCCCUUUAAUUGCCCAUUAUCUUUAACUUCUUAUGGUCUCUCUGAAUUAUAACAAAUUGAAAAGGGAAAAUUGAGAGAGAGAGAGGUCCCUUGAGAACUUUGAUCCAAAGAGUUAGAAGGAAGAAAAUUUUAGUAUUUACUAUGUUAUACAAUUGAAAGGUAUGGAUUAAUUCUUUUAAGAGAA
This is a messenger RNA of Vitis riparia (riverbank grape), 4112 nucleotides long. Its product is annotated as disease resistance protein RPV1-like. Gene Ontology annotation, molecular function: ADP binding; protein binding. Bases 118 to 3813 code for a protein of 1231 amino acids. The transcript is spliced from 4 exons. The record is from RefSeq and is a predicted model, not a curated record. Gene Ontology annotation, biological process: signal transduction; defense response. NCBI's taxonomy places the organism in Eukaryota, Viridiplantae, Streptophyta, Magnoliopsida, Vitales, Vitaceae.